GGGCGCACCCGGGAGGAGCCGCUCCCUGCAACCGGCCCGGGCCCCGGGCUCCCCCUUCGGGAGCAUCUGCGCGCUGGGGCGGCGCUCAGUGUCCUCGGCGGCCGCAGGUGCCGCCUGCCUGCCCCGCGCGCACCGCCCCGCGCCCCGCGCCCCGCGCCCCGGCUGGGCCAGAGCUCCCGGCCCACUGCGCCUCCCGCCGCUUCUCGACCGGCCCCUGCCUGCAUGCACCUCGGGAGCAAGCACAGGGCUGAGCUUCCAGAGAGGCGCGAAGAUAUUUAGCUAAGGUUUCAGGACCUUUUUUGAGAGAAGAUGAGUAUGUCUGCCAGGAUAAUGUAACUGGAGGGUCCAGGUUUGUGCCGACUCAGCCAUGGGAGCCAACACUUCAAGCAAAGCUCCAGUGUUUGAUGAAAAUGCAGACGUCACCUUUGACCACUUUGAAAUUUUGCGAGCCAUUGGGAAAGGCAGUUUUGGAAAGGUCUGCAUUGUUCAGAAGAAUGAUACCAAGAAGAUGUAUGCCAUGAAGUACAUGAACAAACAGAAGUGUGUUGAGCGAAACGAAGUGAGAAAUGUCUUCAAAGAACUGCAGAUCAUGCAGGGACUGGAGCAUCCUUUUCUGGUUAAUUUGUGGUACUCCUUCCAGGAUGAGGAGGACAUGUUCAUGGUGGUGGACCUCCUGCUGGGCGGGGACCUGCGUUAUCACCUGCAGCAGAACGUGCGCUUCCAGGAAGACACUGUGAAGCUCUUCAUCUGUGAGCUGGCCCUGGCCUUGGACUACCUGCAGAGUCAGCGCAUCAUUCACAGGGAUAUGAAGCCUGACAAUAUCUUGCUUGAUGAACAUGGACAUGCACACAUCACCGACUUCAACAUUGCUGCCAUGCUGCCCAAGGAGAUGCGAAUUACCACCAUGGCUGGCACCAAGCCUUACAUGGCUCCUGAGAUGUUCAACUCCAGAAGAGAGGCAGGCUACUCCUUUGCUGUUGACUGGUGGUCCCUGGGGGUGACCGCGUACGAGCUACUGAGAGGCAGGAGACCAUAUCACAUUCGCUCCAGUACUUCCUGCAAGGAAAUUGCACAUAUGUUUGAGACGGCCAUUGUGACUUAUCCUUCAUCCUGGUCACAGGAAAUGGUGUCACUUCUUAGAAAGCUACUUGAACCUAAUCCAGACCAACGGUUUGCUCACUUGUCUGACAUUCAGAACUUCCCCUAUAUGUGUGACAUGAACUGGGAUGCAGUUUUGCAGAAGAAGCUUGUUCCAGGCUUUAUCCCUAAUAAAGGCAGGCUGAAUUGCGACCCCACCUUUGAACUUGAAGAAAUGAUUUUGGAGUCCAAACCCCUUCAUAAGAAAAAGAAACGCCUGGCAAAGAAGGAGAAGGAGAUGAAGAAAUGCGAGUCCACUCAGAUGUGCCUUCUCCAAGAACAUCUGGAAUCUGUCCAGAAAGAGUUCAUCAUUUUCAACAGAGAAAGAGUAAAAAAAGACUUUCAUAAAAGAGCAGCAGAUCCAACCUCGGAACAAACCAAAGGCUCACAAGGAGAGGAUGGGCAGAAUAACAACCUGUGAUGGACAGUACACCCUCUGCGUCUUCCUGGACAUCCUCGCCCCAGGUCAGCCACUUUCAUUCUCUACAUCCGAGAAAGGCUGACAGAACUGCUUGCCUCUCCACUCCUCACUGCCUUGGGAAUCCACAUGAGCAACUUCAGAAGGCGUCAACGUGACAUGGCAGAGAGGUUCUCUGGGCUGUUGGGCUUUAGUUUUAGUUUCACUGCUGUGUGACCUUGAGCAGGUCACUUAACCAGAUCGUCCCUCUGCUUCAGCUUCUCCAUCCACAUGAGAGGGCUCUCCUAGAUGAUACUUGCUUUUUUUCUACUUCCACCAUUCUGUUACUCUAAGCGGGCUUUAUUUUUAUUUUAACAGGAAGGCGUGGAUGUGAUUUAUUUUUGCACUUCUAAUUACACUGUGGGAAAUGGGGAUACGUGGAUUAGGCUCUUCAGAACUAGAAAAUAUCAUGAAGAGAUCAGACCUCCUCAGUUUCGCUGAGAAGGAAUAAAGGCUUCCCUCUGGAAAAGACGAAUGUCAGCCUAACUGGUGGAGUAUCAGUUUGCAAAGGCUCCUGGCGGGAACCCUGGGAUGGUAUACCCUAUCACCUCUUGUGUCAGUAAACAGGAGUCUGUCCAACACCCUCAGGGAUAUGAGGUAUGGGAAUAGAAAUUGGAGAUCAUGGGAAGAUUUACACCAUGGAAAUUGGCAAAUACUACAAGUAAGGACCUUUUUUCUGUUGUUGUUUUCUCCAGCAAGCAAAUUGUUAAAUAUUUCUUAGCGCCCAGCCAGUCUUCUUUUAGUAAACAAAUUCUUUGAGCUGAACCAUUCUCUUAAUAUUAUCAGAGGCUGGAGAGAAUCAGAAAGGAAUAUUGUCGCAAUGAAGGCAAAUCCACCUUGCAGUACAGAGCAACUGAACCUUAUACAGGGGUUACAGAGUAAAUGAGAGUGUGCCAGCAACAAAGGUAUCUGCAUCCCCCAAAGCUGGUGCCCAGUCAGUCACCCUCUGAUUGUGACACAAAUCACCAUUUUGGGUUUGUUCAUAUUUUCUCUCUCUUAUUUUUUUGUUCUUAUUUUUGGCUAACAUCAGAAGGUCUAAACUGGUGGCCAAAUCAUAAAUGCAUUUAAUGAAGUGAAUUAGACUUACCACCGGGGCAUGCCCAUACAUGUGAGAGGUCAGAGCGCAUGGAGACCGCUCCAGUUAUUUGAAAAAUAAUUGCAGUGUCACUCUUUUCCCUUUUCCUUGCCAAACACAGUUUGAUUCUCCAACAGUGAGGGAUGUUCGGGAUGUAACCCCGCCCUCCAGACACCAGGGCCUCCCCAGACGAGGUAACUUACAGAGUCAAGAAGUGAAGAGGGCCCUGGGGACAGUUUUCACCUCAGGCCACUUGGAUUCCAAAAUCUUCUCAUGACAGGACUUAUAGGCAUGCAGAGAUGACAGUCUGGGGACAAGCUGGCAGGUAUUCAUUGGGAAACCCAACAGACAGACAUCAGGAGGAGUAACAGAGAUACUGUCUGUAGCAGAUUCUAGAGGUCACACUGGGCAACUACCCUCGCACAAAGCCAGGCCUGGACUUUAACUCAGUGCCCACAUUUUCUCCUCACGAACCUAUUAUGUCCAAAUUUUGAAAUGAUUCAUCUCUCUACUAGAGGAGCAACUCUUUAUUUUUCUUAAGAAUUAAAAGCCAGAUCUUUUGUUUCAUUUAACUCCUUUCCACUCUAUGUUCCACAUACUUUCCAUGCAAUUUUGUGUUCUUCAGACGCUGUAAAUUCUUAGCUAGUACUUGCCCUGAUUCAGUUUCACAAAGAGGGGAAUGGGUUGAAAAGAGCCGUGAUAAGAAAUGACCAAUCUCUGUUCCAGCCUGGGGCUUGUUUGGACUCAAAGCUAAUGUGCUGGGAUCUUAUAUGCCCCAUGACCUGGCUCCUUCUCUGGCUGUGCUCGUGUAUGAUCCCAAAGGAGAUACUGGGUGAAGCAUAAAACACAGGGCAGUGAGUCACAGCAUCUCCACAGGGAAGGGACUCAUGGGCUCAUCGUUGCUAUGCUGUUUCGCAAGUCCAUCUGGUUCCUCACUGGGUCAGAAACCGAAAGCAUCUUCAGCUUGAGUGCCUGGCUUUGAUAUCCAGUGAGUUGCUUCUGUAUCUAGAGAUUUUGAAGACAUGAUGGUCACCUUGGUGACUAGAGCAGAAAGCCCCAGAGAUGGAAGUUGAUGUCCAGACCCAAUCAGCCAACAGAACCAAAGGGGGGGGGGUGUCUUCAGUUAGGGAAAAAAAAAUAAGACGUUGAAUCUCUCAGCACAGAACCACCAGCCAUAAUCACCACCCGCCACGGCACACUUUCAACAAUAGAACAAAAAUGUACCAUGACUGCGGGUCACUGGAAUCCGGACCCUUUUGUCUGAUUGCAGAAUUGCUCAAAGUUCCUUGCUACAGGGGAUCGUGUCUCAUCUAGAUUCAUGAAAACAUAGACUGAAGGCCGAGAAGCUUCCCAAAUGUGAUGUGAUGUGAUGUGGCAUGUGAUGUGGCAUCCCUCUGUCUGGAAUUCCUGGGCGUUAGAGAAGUGCAAAGCUUCCUUCCACAGGCAGCGCACCUGAAAAGGCUGCGCAAGUACUGAAGAUCAGAAGCAGAUGCUGGAACAUCCCAGUCUCCACGUGUGUGUCUUCACAGAGAUCUUAAGCCAAUCACAAGGCAGCCCUGGCUCCACCUGGGCUUCCAGGCAGGAAAUGCUCUGCUCUUGGCUAGCUUAACCUCUGGGAUAACAUGGUUCCGCCUGAGGUCAUUGCUAGGGCAGAAACAGAUGCCAGAUAGCUUGGAGCAUAGCUAAAUUAAUUAGGAUAAUUUAAAUACUUUGGGGCCCGAGUGAUAGCACAGUGGGUAAGGUCAUUGCCUUGAACGUGGCUGACUCAGGUUUGGUGCCUCGCUUCCCAUAGGGUCCCUCAAACCAGGAAUAACCUCUGAGCAUCGGCAGAUGUGGCCCUCAAACAAAACGAAAAUAAAUAAAUAGCGGCUAGGCUUCUGCUAGUAACAUUUUAACCACAACUUUUAGCCAGAGAGACUUCCUAGCUUCGUGGCUUUUUCUACACUGGAUGGAUGCCUGUCUUCAAGGAGAAGGAUUGGUCCCCACCAGCAGGGAGCAGUGUAGCUGCUGACAGUCACGCGUAGGUUUCCUUUCUUCAGAAGCUGAAUGAGCAGGCAUGAAACACACAGGGAGUUUCUUUCCACAGCCAGUUGCCCCAGUGAUCAGUCUGCAAAAGAAGCCCUUGUUUCCUACUCCGUCUGCUGUGGUUACUGUCUCCUAUAGCUCCGUGUGCCUGACUGACAUUCAACACUGAUGUGAAAAAUCCAAAAUUCAGUUCCCUGUGCCAUUUUGGAGGGGAAAUAAAUGCUUGUGUUGAGCUGUAGUGUCCAUCAUGUACUGUGCCUGUACGUAUUAAAGUCUAAGUGUCUUGUG
This is a messenger RNA of Sorex araneus (European shrew), 4982 nucleotides long. It is a transcript of the gene STK32A, whose product is annotated as serine/threonine kinase 32A. Gene Ontology annotation, biological process: regulation of signal transduction; protein phosphorylation; G protein-coupled receptor signaling pathway. NCBI's taxonomy places the organism in Eukaryota, Metazoa, Chordata, Mammalia, Eulipotyphla, Soricidae. Gene Ontology annotation, molecular function: ATP binding; G protein-coupled receptor binding; G protein-coupled receptor kinase activity. The record is from RefSeq and is a predicted model, not a curated record. The transcript is spliced from 13 exons. The coding region runs from base 368 to 1558 and encodes 396 amino acids.